AGUCCCCUAUACCCCUACCAUGGAAAGAGUUAAAGAUGGAAACCUGGAAAUCAGCCUUCUCUUGCCAACUCUCUCAUCACUCCAAAUAUGGAAUUUCUACUGUCAAAUUUGCCAUUCAAAACUAGCCGUUGCUUUCAAAUCUUGCAAGUAUCUGCGGAGGAAAUGUCCAUCAGAUUGCAUCUUUUCGCCUUAUUUCCCUUCUGAUGAUCCUCAGAGAUUUUCGUGUGUGCACAGAAUCUAUGGAGCCAGUAACAUUGGCAAAAUGCUUAAGCAACUUCCAGUUCAACUACGAGCAGAUGCUGCAAAUUCGCUAUACUUUGAGGCACACUCCAGGGAAGCAGACCCUGUUUAUGGAUGUGUUGGAAUCAUAACAAAUUUGAAUGAAGAAAUACACGAUGCUGAGACUGAAUUAGCCAAAAUUCAAGCCCAUAUCGGUGUCCACCAUCAAACAAAAAAUCCGGAAGAUGGUGAAGCAUCUCAAUCUGGUCAUAGUCCGGUGCAGCAGCAGUAGCGGCAUCACACCAUGGCAGCAUUACCAGUCCCUUCCAAUGCACCAUGGUCUUAUUCUAUUUAUUACAGCAAUUUGGUAUUUUUGGUGAUAGUGUAGUUAAAAAAAAAUAAUUCUGCAUUUCAUCAGAGUGAUCAAAUUUUCAUAUUAAUACUUUCGAAAUCAUGGUACUUGCAAUUUCAUUUGCAAA
Daucus carota subsp. sativus is the source of this 698-nucleotide messenger RNA. Its product is annotated as LOB domain-containing protein 24. The coding region runs from base 20 to 511 and encodes 163 amino acids. The transcript has 3 exons. The record is from RefSeq and is a predicted model, not a curated record. NCBI's taxonomy places the organism in Eukaryota, Viridiplantae, Streptophyta, Magnoliopsida, Apiales, Apiaceae.